Neohortaea acidophila is the source of this 1247-nucleotide messenger RNA. RefSeq lists its product as uncharacterized. Lineage: Eukaryota; Fungi; Ascomycota; Dothideomycetes; Mycosphaerellales; Teratosphaeriaceae. The record is from RefSeq and is a predicted model, not a curated record. The coding region runs from base 219 to 1160 and encodes 313 amino acids. The transcript is spliced from 2 exons.
CGAUGCUUGCACGCUUCAGGUAAGGUUCGCAUCCAGGCCUCGCUUAAUUAAAGCUCUGAAGGAUCCAGACACGGGUCCCGUAUUCCGAAGAGUGGUGCGUCUCACGCGUAGGGAGUUGUUAGUUGCCUGGACAUAUUCGGCUUCACCGUCCUCUUCCUUCUUGUCCAUAUUGAUUUAGCACUGGAUCUCUCAGAAAGAUGCUCAUACGAUGACCAAUCAUGCUGCAAUCCUACGGAGGGCCGCAAUUCCGCCUUGUGCUCGCGAUCUUGGUGUUGAUCUGCAGCGCCGCCAGUCUGCUGUAUUUGGCACGAGAGCCAACGUUCGCCACGGAGCUGCCAGGGCAAUAUGACCUCCGGGAAGUGGAAGAGUAUCUGGAGGCAGCACUGGAAAUCGACCCACCGCCGGACGCGCCCCCCUACGGGGCGGUGGUGAUAGCCGCGCAAUCCACCACCGAUCUGCACUGGACCAUGUUCACGAAAGUCACAUGGCAAGUGUAUGCAUACGACGUCGACCAGCCGAGCAAUCCGGACAUUCGCUUGCAGUUUCCGAAGAGCAAAGGCCACGAAGCAAUGAUCUACCUUUCAUUUAUUAUCGACCAUUACGAUGAUCUUCCAUGGUGUACGGUCUUCAUCCACGGCAACGAGAGCGAACCGUGGCAUCAGGGUGUCAACAUGGUCGAAGCCAUCAGCGGACUCCAGCGAGUCCCUCUCGCACGCCAAGGAUAUGUGUCUCUUCGGUGCGAAUGGUAUACUUCCUGCCCGACCGAAGACCAACCCCCGAAAUCUCUCGAAGCCCUAGUCUCGGAUUUGGAGGCUGUCACCAAGGGCACCCAGGCGACCAUCAAUGGCAACUGGCAUCAGCUCUUCCCACACGAGCCCCUGCCUCCAACUUUCGUGGCUCCAAUUGGCGCCCAAUUCGCAGUCACUCGCCAGGCCAUACUCCGCCGACCCAAGUCAGAUUACGAGAGACUCCGAUCCUGGCUCUUAACCACCUUGCUGGAGGACGAUUUGAGCGGCCGGGUGUUUGAACAGCUCUGGGCGUACAUCUUCCUGCAGGAACCGGUUCAUUGCCCAUCGGUCGACAAAUGCACUUGUGAAUGGUUCGGCCGCUGCGAUACAAAUGCGCUGGAUAGACAUUUGGGAAUCGACUCUUCGAAUUGACAUCUUUAUGCCGGGAAGUCACUUCACCUUCGCGGCAGGUCUUCACAUGAUUUCAGGCCGGGCAAAACGAUUCGGAGGAUCUAUGCU